AUGUUCAAGCUGACGACGAAAAUGCCAGAUAAAUUAUUAUUAAUGUUCCUCUCGAAAAGAUUUCUAUCGACUCCUGUGCUACAAGUAUUGUCUCUCGAUGCUAGAGGAACUCUUAUAAAAUUGAAAGAAAACUCGGGGGUUGUAUAUUCACGGUUUUCCAAAUACGAAGGGCUUGAUAUUGAGCCAUCCAAUGUUGAACAACAUUUUAUUAAAAUUUAUAAGAAGUUAUGCAAAAUUGAGCCUUGUUUUGGAGCUAAAACUAUUGGAGCACGUGAUUGGUGGAAGAAGUUGGUUAUAGAAACUCUAAACCAAAGUUAUGGUGGUUCAUAUCCUAAAAGCGAGAAAAUCGCCGAGCAACUUUUUGACUAUUACUCCACAAAAGAUGCGUGGGAGCUAAUUGAACCAAAUAUAAGACAAACACUUCAAAAAUUUCGCCUGAAAGGAAUAAAUCUCGUUGUUACAUCUAACUUCGAUAGUCGUUUAAAAAUCAUGGACAUGUUUCGUAAACCGAAAAAACGGAUGGUGGCUUCGCGUCAAAGAGAGGAAACAAAUUCGGGUGAUGAAGUAGACGCAGUUGUGGAUGUAAAAGGAAUUCGGAAAAGAAAACGCUUGAAUCCGAUGGUCCAGUCGACAAAAAAGCAAGAUGACUCUAAGCGAGACUCCUCUUCUGAUGGUGGUAGUAGCGAUUCUGACGUAGCGGUUGCGGAGCAUUCAUACGCCGCUUCUGGGGAAGCCGGACCAUCAGGCCCUCGAGAUCAAGGAGCAACAGCCACUCUAGACAUUGAUACUGAUCGCUCCAUAGAUGCUCAAGCUCAAUUCGAACGAGUUCAGCAGCAGUUGAAGGAGGGCGUGGAGAAGGAUGGUAAAAUUUUAUACAAAGGAGCUGCAUUGUAUGGUGCUAAAGAAGCGAAAGAUACUGUAAAAGGAAACGCGUCGAGUGGUUUGAAUAGAAUAGGGCCAGUGCGUGCUCCACAGUUUCUACGCCAAACGGUGAGAUGGGAUUUUGCGCCGGAUAUCUGUAAGGAUUAUAAAGAAACCGGAUACUGUACAUUUGGUGAUUCGUGUAAAUUUGUUCACGACCGAUCAGAUUACAAGCAUGGAUGGGAAAUUGAUCAAGAAUUUGAAGAAGGGCGCUAUGGUCAAGAAGAUGAAACGAAUUAUGAAAUACAUGAAGAUGAGGAUGCUUUCCCUGAAGAAUGCUACGUCUGCGGAAACGAGUUCGUGGAUCCAAUCGUUACGAAAUGCAAGCAUUAUUUCUGCUCAGAAUGUGCUUUGAAAACUUUUCGCACUACCUCAAAAUGCCCAAUAUGCAAUCAAAAUACUGAAAAAAUCAUGAAUGCUGCUAGGGAUUUGAUUGCGCAUUUGAAAAAGAAAAAAACACAAGUCAAAGAGGAAACCAGUAGUAGUGAUGACGAAAAUAAAACGGAUGAGAAAGAAAUGGAGCCGACUAAAUCUAAUUCACCCGUUGAAGGAAAUGAUUCUGUUGAGCACGAAGACGACAAUUUAAAAGACGUAGAAGAGACCGCUGAAGACCCGGAAACGGAUAUUGUAAUGGAAGAUUUGGACGGGCUUGAUGGUGGAGAGGAUGGAGGAUCCGGAAGUGAUAGCAACUGA
Molecule: messenger RNA, 1614 nt
Organism: Caenorhabditis bovis
Lineage: Eukaryota; Metazoa; Nematoda; Chromadorea; Rhabditida; Rhabditidae
Source: the annotation of a GenBank genome assembly